Zymoseptoria tritici IPO323 is the source of this 570-nucleotide messenger RNA. RefSeq lists its product as uncharacterized. The record is from RefSeq and is a predicted model, not a curated record. Bases 1 to 570 code for a protein of 189 amino acids. Gene Ontology annotation, biological process: RNA processing. NCBI's taxonomy places the organism in Eukaryota, Fungi, Ascomycota, Dothideomycetes, Mycosphaerellales, Mycosphaerellaceae. The transcript has 2 exons. Gene Ontology annotation, molecular function: ribonuclease III activity.
AUGGCUACCAACACCACCAUCGACAUCAUCGGCCACGCCACCCUCCGCUUCGCCAGCGGCACAGAAAUCCUGUUCGAGUACGAGUUCAAGAACCCGGCUCUCCUCUUCCUCGCCUGCACAGUGGAGCAGUCUCUCGCGGCCGUCGCCCGCAAGAACGCGCCACCGAACAACCGGCAGCUCGCCAUCACCGGUGAUGCGAUCGCGCGCGCAGUGCUCAGCACCAAAUGGAUUGAGGGAGGCGGCAGCACUCUCCAAUGGGAAUCCAUCCACGGACGUGGCAUCGCCACAAACCGGUACCUGGCCCAUAUGGCCGAAAUCAAGGGGGUGAUGGAGAACCUCGCGAUGCUGAACGGGUGCUCUGCCGCUGGCAUCCCCAUCCACCACACCAUCAAGGCAACCAUGGUGGAAGCGAUUUUCGGAGCCGUUUGGCUCGACUCGAAGGAUUUGGGGGUCGUGGAGGAGGUGAUGCGGCUUCUCGGAGUGUUUUGGCCGGUGGAUGCGGAGGUGGAGAGGAUGCUUCUGGUGUUUCUUGGGGAGCUGCGGCAAUUGGGGGUUUUGGGUGGUGUUUAG